AUGUCUUUCCGAGGCGGUUCCCGCGGUGGCCGUGGUGGUGGCCGUGGUGGUUUCCAGCAGCGUGACUUUGGCCCGCCCGCUACCGUCCAAGAAAUGGGCACCUUCAUGCACGCCUGCGAGGGCGAGAUGGUCCUCUCCUCCACCAACACCAAGGUGCCGCAGUUCAACGCGCAAAUCUUCCUCGAGAACAAGACCGCCGUCGGCAAGGUUGACGAGAUCCUCGGCCCCAUAAACCAGGUCUACUUCACCGUCAAGCCGUCCGAGGGCAUCCAGGCCACCUCCUUCAAGGAGGGCGACAAGUUCUUCAUCGCCCCCGAGAAGACCCUCCCGCUCGACCGCUUCCUCCCCAAGCCCAAGCCGCCUCCCGGCGCGCCCAAGCCCAAGCGCGCCGGCGGCGGUGGUCGCGGCGGUCCUCGUGGCGGCGGCUUUGGCGGUCGCGGCGGUCGCGGAGGUGGCGGCUUCGGUGGUCGCGGUGGCGGUCGCGGAGGUUCCGGUGGCUUCUCCCGCGGCGGCGGUCGCGGCGGCGGUGGUUUCGGAGGACGCGGUGGUGGCCGUGGUGGCUCCGGCGGCUUCUCCCGCGGCGGCGGCGGUCGCGGUGGCGGCGGCUUCAGCCGUGGCGGUGGCGGUUUCAGCAGAGGCCGGUAA
Molecule: messenger RNA, 645 nt
Organism: Cordyceps fumosorosea ARSEF 2679
Lineage: Eukaryota; Fungi; Ascomycota; Sordariomycetes; Hypocreales; Cordycipitaceae
Product: H/ACA ribonucleoprotein complex, subunit Gar1, eukaryote
Exons: 3
Coding region: 1-645 (214 amino acids)
Biological process (GO): snoRNA guided rRNA pseudouridine synthesis; ribosome biogenesis
Cellular component (GO): box H/ACA snoRNP complex
Molecular function (GO): box H/ACA snoRNA binding
Source: RefSeq, a predicted model, not a curated record